Molecule: messenger RNA, 1560 nt
Organism: Cucumis melo (muskmelon)
Lineage: Eukaryota; Viridiplantae; Streptophyta; Magnoliopsida; Cucurbitales; Cucurbitaceae
Product: enhanced ethylene response protein 5
Exons: 13
Coding region: 54-1295 (413 amino acids)
Biological process (GO): poly(A)+ mRNA export from nucleus; post-transcriptional tethering of RNA polymerase II gene DNA at nuclear periphery; transcription elongation by RNA polymerase II
Cellular component (GO): transcription export complex 2
Molecular function (GO): double-stranded DNA binding; RNA binding
Source: RefSeq, a predicted model, not a curated record
GAGUGCAGUACCGUAGAAGAACUUGAAGAUUUGCUGCAUAGAGGACGGCGGCAAUGGCGUACCUGAGCAUGGGAGAGGCUCAUAGAAGAAUCACUGAGUACUUGAAUCGAUUUUCGGACUCUGUUUCCUCUCAAGAUGGAGUUUCUCUCAAAUCUCUUCUCGCCCUCUCCUCCAAUUCCCCCAAUCUUCUCGCUCUCGCCGACUCUCUCAAUGUUUUCCAGGAUGCCAAUAGAUUGAUCAGACAAUCGGAUAGAUAUUCUCAGUUUGGAGAAAUGUUGGUGAAUUUCUUUCGUGCGUUGCAGUGUUACCGUCUUGGGAAUUUGGUGGAUGCUUAUCAAGCUUUUGAAAAAUUCGCCAACGCUUUCACUCAGGAAUUUCGGUCUUGGGAUUCAGCUUGGGCGUUGGAAGCAUUGUAUGUAGUUGCUUACGAGAUUAGGAUCAUAGCAGAGAGGGCUGACAGAGAGCUGGCUUCGAAUGGAAAAUCGCCGGAAAAGUUGAAAGGAGCUGGCUCAUUUCUCAUGAAAGUGUUUGGGGUUCUUGCCGGAAAAGGCCCUAAACGUGUUGGAGCAUUGUAUGUCACUUGCCAGUUGUUCAAGAUAUACUUUAAGCUUGGUACUGUGCACCUGUGCCGUAGUGUGAUAAGGAGCAUUGAAACAGCUCGAAUAUUUGACUUUGAGGAGUUUCCUAAAAGAGACAGGGUGACCUACAUGUAUUAUACAGGCCGUCUGGAAGUUUUCAACGAGAAUUUCCCUGCUGCUGAUCAAAAGUUAUCAUACGCCUUGAUGCAUUGCAACCCUCAAAGAGAAUCUAAUAUAAGAAUGAUAUUAAAGUAUCUAAUACCUGUGAAGCUUUCUAUGGGGAUAUUACCUACCAAGUCGCUUCUUGAGAAGUACAACCUUUUUGAGUAUGAAAAUGUUGUGCAAGCUCUUAAAAGAGGUGAUCCUAGGCUUCUGCGACAUGCUCUUCAAGAGCAUGAAGAUCAGUUCUUAAGAUCAGGGGUGUAUCUCGUCUUAGAGAAGUUGGAACUCCAAGUUUACCAAAGAUUGGUGAAGAAAAUAUACUUUAUACAAAGGCAAAAGGAUCCAAACAAAGCUCACCAAAUCAAAUUAGAAGUAAUUGUAAAAGCUUUACAAUGGUUGGAAGUAGACAUGGACAUCGAUGAGGUAGAGUGCAUCAUGGCCAUACUCAUAAAUAAGAGUCUGGUGAAAGGUUACUUCGCUCACAAGAGCAAAGUUGCAGUGGUAAGCAAACAAGAUCCUUUUCCUCGACUCAAUGGAAAACCAGUUGGCUCAUGAAACAAUUUUUUUUUUUUUGAAGAAAAAGGUUGUUUCUAUAGCCACGCAGUUGUAAGAGUGUAUCAUUUGCUCUGACACCUAAUCCAAAAAAAAAAAAAAAAAAAAAAAAAGAACAUAUUUUGGACGACAGAGAUGAAUCAAUAUUACGGCAUUUUUGUAUUUCAAAAGAGUGUGUAGAGUGCACAACCCACAAGUGAAAACUGUCAUUUGUUUAACAUCUGUAUUCUAUUUCAAGAAAUGAAUGACAUCUGUUAGUUGGUUCUUA